Molecule: messenger RNA, 771 nt
Organism: Panicum virgatum (switchgrass)
Lineage: Eukaryota; Viridiplantae; Streptophyta; Magnoliopsida; Poales; Poaceae
Product: tetraspanin-8-like
Exons: 3
Coding region: 1-771 (256 amino acids)
Biological process (GO): auxin-activated signaling pathway
Cellular component (GO): plasma membrane; plasmodesma
Source: RefSeq, a predicted model, not a curated record
AUGGCGAGGCUGAGCCACGGCCUCCUGGGCGCUCUGAACCUGAUGACGCUCCUCCUGUCCCUGCCGGUGGUGUGCGCGGGCGUCUACUUCCGCAUGCGCGCCGCCACGGAGUGCGAGCGCGCCCUGCAGCUCCCCGUCAUCGCGUUCGGCUGCGCGCUGCUGCUCAUGUUCCUGCUCGUCGUCGCCGUCUUCGCGCUCACCGUGUUCACGUUCGUGGUCACCAACCGUGGCGCGGGAGGCGCCGUGUCCGGCCGCGGGUACCAGGAGUACCGCCUCGGGGACUACUCCGGCUGGCUGCAGGCGCGGAUCGCCGAGCCGGAGACGUGGCGGCGCGUCGAGAGCUGCCUCUCCGAGGCGCGCGUGUGCGGCGGCCGGCCGUCCGACGGCGCCGUGGGCCAAGACGCCACGGAAUUCUACAAGCGACACCUCUCGCCCAUCCAGUCUGGUUGCUGCAAACCACCGACGCGGUGCGGGUUCCGGUACGUGAACGCCACCUUCUGGGCUGCCCCGGGAUCGGGGCUGUCAGCGGCCGCGGCCGGCGACGCUGACUGCCGGGCAUGGAGCAACGACAUGCAGGUGCUGUGCUUCGAGUGCGACGCGUGCAAGGCCGGCGUGCUAGAGACUGUCAAGACGAAGUGGAAGGCGGUCGCGACCGUGAACAUUGCCCUCCUCGUGCUCCUCGUCGUUGUAUACACGCUCGGAUGCUGCGCCUUGCGCAGCAAUGGUGGAAGCCGGUACUUCAAGGACGACGGUGAUGCUGACAAAAUCUGA